Messenger RNA from Chelonus insularis, 1725 nucleotides. RefSeq lists its product as uncharacterized. The record is from RefSeq and is a predicted model, not a curated record. NCBI's taxonomy places the organism in Eukaryota, Metazoa, Arthropoda, Insecta, Hymenoptera, Braconidae. The transcript is spliced from 2 exons. Bases 136 to 1461 code for a protein of 441 amino acids.
UCUUAUUCGGGUGAAAAAUAAACUUAAAAUUACUCGGAAUUUACUAUCCGAAGAGUAAUCGACGAUUAUUGGUGUAAAGAUAAAUUAAUUUAUAGUUAAUUUACUAAAUAAAGGUCUGCCUUUUUGGAUAAACAAAUGGAGACAAAAGAAAACCCUAAAGAAUUUAGAAAAAAUAUAGAAGAUACAUUAAUUUGCCAUGAUACAAACAAAAACAAUAAUAAAGUUGAACAGUUUUACACAUGUGAAGAAAAAUGGAACAUUCUACAAGAACUUCAAACAAUGUCUCCUGAAUUAGUGUGUGAAAAAUACAAUGUGGAAUUGGCUUUGUUAGAAAGAUGGAUUGAAAAUUCGGUAGUAAUUCAAGAAAAAUUAAAGAGAAAUAAAAGAAGUCGAUCAUCGUCAGAUUCAAAUAGUGAAACAGAUUCAUCUUCUAGUGAUUCUGAAAGUGGUAUACCGGAAAAAUUUAUUUAUCCAAAAAGUAAACAGAAAAUUCUUCAAGAUUUUGAGAUAUUACAUAAAAAACAAUUUAAUCGUAAAUAUGGAAUCAAUCAACAUAUUUUACAUAUUUUGAUAAUACAAAAGCUUCAAGUAAAGGACAUUCGCAACAAAAAUUCCAAUGAAAAAUCACAAACAAAUCAGAAUCAAAAUUUAAACAAUGAAUUUAUUGAUUGUAAUAUAGAAAAUUAUUUGAACUCAUUUAUUAACUUUCAAAGCUCAAAAAAAGGCUACACACAUGAAGAGUUGACACAAAUAAAGGUAAAUACUGAAAAAGCUCAGAAAUUAGUAAAGCAUUUGUAUGAUUGGUAUUUACAAAUGCAACAAAAAGGAAUUUUUAUUGCUGAAUUCAUGUUAAAACAAGAGGCAAACCGAAUAGCUAGAACGUUAAAUUAUGAUAAAUUUCGAGCCAAUAAUACUUGGUUGUAUCUUUGGUAUGAAAUAUACAAUAUUAAUUUAUAUACUAUCAAUAAGUGUGCAGAAUAUUUUGAUCGAAGUUUUCUUUCUCAAAAUUCUGAUUUUGCUAAACUUUCAUCUAAAAAGCAUGUACAAGACAAUUGGAAGGACAGACAAGAAGAAAUAGAUAAUGUAGGAGAAGAUUUAUUUUUUUGGUACGAUGAUAUUACAAAAGAUGGGAAGAUUAUAUCUGACGAAGACCUAUUUGUUCGAGCUGAAUCAGUAAGUAUACUUUUGAAUGAUCGACCCUUUUUUCCUGAUAUUGUAUGGCUUUAUGAGUGGAAAAAGCAGUAUAAUAUUAAAUGUGCUGAAACGGAAUGGAAACUUUUCAAAUACAGUAAAUCGUAUUUUAAAAGACACAGGAAUGUCAAGGCACAUAAAAUAUACUUUAAAAGAAAAAGAUUAAGACUUAAUAGAACUUAUAAAAACCAGCUGUCAUUAUCUGCAUCAUCUUCUGAAUCUAACGAAUUAGAUGAAAUAUACUUAAUGAAAUCAUGGAGACCGUUUUAGAUAAAAAACAAGCUUGUCGAAAACUUGAAUGAUUUUAAUUAUAUUUACUGACCAUUUUUAUUUAUAACGAAUUAGUUUUUAUAUUGAACUAAAUAUUAUUUAAAAAUAUUUAAAUUUAAUUUUUUUAUUGACUCUUCGGUACGUUUAUUGUAUUUAUAUGGCAUCAUGUAAAUUUUACUGUUCAAUAUCAUUAUUUCUUAAUGAUUAGUAAGUAAUGAAAGCAAUGUACUUUCCUAUUUGAUCAAUUAAAUAUCUCCGUUGAAA